AUGAGAGAGCUCCAGCGCUCAUGGAAUAGUAUGGCUGCACUCCUGCGGGACCGAGUCCCACUUUCGGCAGCUCUGUCCCGCUGCCGUGUCUCCCGCUGCGGAAGGACAGUGAGCACUCCGGCUGGGGACGGUGAGCUGGGCGGGAUGGGGCCGUACGGAAGGGCAGUGAGCAGCACCCCGGGCCACAGGGAGCCGCGGGCGGGCGCAGCGCUGCCCCGCCGGGCCGGAUCCCGCCCGGGCCUGGCGGCGGCGGCCGCAGCUGUCAGGGCUCGGCUGCUGUUGAGGCGCGUUCCCCCGGCGCCGUGCCCGGCGUGGGGCCGGCACACGGCAGCUCCCGGGGACCCCGCGGCGGGGGACGGCUUUUGUCAACACACAGCUCCCAUUGAACGUGGCGGGACGAGAAUCAUUCUUGGCACGGGGCCGCGGGCGGCCCGGGGAGCGCGGCCGGCGGCGGCGGGAGCCGUGCGCUGGCCGGGGGAGCAGUGCCCGGCCUUGGCUUCCCGCUUCCCGCCGCUCCCGCCUCCUGCAGCGUGCGUUCGCUGCUCUUGGAGUGGUUCUGUGACUGGCUGCCAUAUAAUCUUUUCUUUGUGCAAUCAUAACUACCUGCACAGACACUCAAGCAAUCAUCAGCAAAGAUGCUUCUUCUUUCAGGGACAAAGAAAUGCUGCUUAUAGUGUAGUUUGGCCAGCCGUGGUUUCUCCAGCUCACCAAGUUCCUAAGCACAUAAAGAAGCCAGACUAUGUGACGACAGGCAUUGUACCAGACUGGGGAGACGACAUAGAAAUUAAGAAUGAAGAUCAGAUUCAAGGGCUUCGUCAGGCUUGUCAGUUGGCCCGUCAUGUCCUGCUUCUGGCUGGAAAGGGCUUAAAGGUUGGCAUGACAACUGAAGAAAUAGAUUCCAUUGUUCAUCAGGAAAUAAUCAGACAGAAUGCCUAUCCAUCACCUCUGGGCUAUGGAGGUUUUCCAAAAUCUGUUUGUACUUCUGUAAACAACGUGGUAUGUCAUGGUAUUCCUGACAGUCGACCUCUUCAGGAUGGAGAUAUUAUCAACAUUGAUGUCACGGUGUAUUACAAUGGCUACCAUGGUGACACUUCUGAAACCUUUUUGGUGGGCAAUGUGGAUAAAUCUGGUGAAAAGUUAGUGGAGGUUGCCAGGAAAUGUAGAGAUGAAGCAAUUGCAGCUUGCAGACCAGGGGCUCCCUUCUCUGUAAUUGGAAACACAAUCAGCUCCCUGGCAUGGCAAGGUGGCUUCCAGGUCUGCCCCUUCUUCGUCGGCCACGGCAUCGGGUCGUACUUUCACGGGCACCCCGAGGUGUGGCACCACGCCAAUGACAGUGAUUUGUUAAUGGAAGAGGGAAUGGCGUUCACAAUAGAGCCAAUAAUAAUGGAAGGAUCCCCUGAAUUUAAGAUUCUGGAGGACAAAUGGACUGCAAUUUCUGUCGACAAUAAAAGAUCGGCACAAUUUGAGCAUACCCUGGUGAUUACCUCAGAGGGAGCAGAAAUCCUCACUAAACUGGUGGAAGAAGCCUAAAGAUGGAGCAAGGAGUGGAGAGACUUGCUGUACUUCUGGGAUUUCAAGUUUUACUCGGGACAGAGAAGAGGUUUCUAUAAUUUCUGAGGGGAAUGGCUGUUGCAUAAGUCACUCCAGGGGACAGAAAAAGCAAUUUGAGGGGUUGGCUCUGGACAUAGUUCUUUCUGUGUAUUACCUGGUGAGUAUUUAAUAAAAGUCUUUAGGUUUUUUUUGUGA
Molecule: messenger RNA, 1746 nt
Organism: Onychostruthus taczanowskii (white-rumped snowfinch)
Lineage: Eukaryota; Metazoa; Chordata; Aves; Passeriformes; Passeridae
Gene: METAP1D
Product: methionyl aminopeptidase type 1D, mitochondrial
Exons: 11
Coding region: 1-1530 (509 amino acids)
Biological process (GO): proteolysis
Molecular function (GO): metalloaminopeptidase activity
Source: RefSeq, a predicted model, not a curated record